Molecule: messenger RNA, 627 nt
Organism: Octopus bimaculoides (California two-spot octopus)
Lineage: Eukaryota; Metazoa; Mollusca; Cephalopoda; Octopoda; Octopodidae
Biological process (GO): protein K6-linked ubiquitination; signal transduction; monoatomic ion transmembrane transport
Cellular component (GO): BRCA1-BARD1 complex; BRCA1-A complex; transmembrane transporter complex
Molecular function (GO): protein binding; transmembrane transporter activity; ubiquitin-protein transferase activity
Source: RefSeq, a predicted model, not a curated record
AUGUAUUGGGAUUUAAAAUGGGAUAUUUUCAUAAAUAAUGAUAUCAUACUGCAACGAGAAAUAUUUAUUUCAGUGAAUCCACAUUCAGAGAACAAAGGAGUCCAGGCAUCAGCACAUCCUUCAGAAAGUAAACUACUGCCAGAUGAGAGUUUAAAGCUGAAGGAGAAGAAUCUUGUGAGAGUGGUUGAGAGGUUAGGAAGUAAUUGGUGGCAAGUGGGUGUGUUCUUAGGAGUGAAAUUUAUUGAGAUAGAAAUUAUCAAGCAUGACUUUCCCUUCGACACAAUAGAACAGAGCUUCCAGAUGCUCCUCAAAUGGUAUACACAUUGUAAUCCAGAGGAAUGUACAUUCAAAAUACUCAGAGAAGCCCUUGAAACUGUUGAGUGCUUUGAUGCCCUCGGAUGCCUAUUAGAGGGAAUUUCUACGUAAAUGUUGUUGUUUAGUCCCAGGUCAGAGAUUUAUGAUCAAAUGCAUUCCAGCCAUAACCACCCUAACUUUAUUCUUAAUGUAGAGGAGCCAGUAACUCAUUGUCCUGUGUAUUCUUCUUUCAGGUGAUAAGGUAUGUACUGUGGUCAACUUGGCUUCUACUUCUAGCAUAUAUAUCUACUACAUAGAGACCGUUUUACUGGU